Messenger RNA from Lacerta agilis (Sand lizard), 1561 nucleotides. RefSeq names its product 8-oxoguanine DNA glycosylase (gene OGG1). The transcript is spliced from 7 exons. Gene Ontology annotation, cellular component: nucleus. The record is from RefSeq and is a predicted model, not a curated record. Gene Ontology annotation, molecular function: damaged DNA binding; 8-oxo-7,8-dihydroguanine DNA N-glycosylase activity. Lineage: Eukaryota; Metazoa; Chordata; Lepidosauria; Squamata; Lacertidae. Gene Ontology annotation, biological process: base-excision repair, AP site formation; nucleotide-excision repair; base-excision repair. The coding region runs from base 16 to 1317 and encodes 433 amino acids.
ACCAACAACAACUCUAUGGUGAUUUUGCGGGCUUCGGAGCUGCUCUGGUCUCGCGCUCAGCUGCUGCUGCAACGGCGGCGACUGCGGCAGGAGCAGCAUCCCCGCGUCCACCCCGAAGGCGGCGGCGGCAGCUGCAGCAGCAGCAGCAGCAGCAGAAGUAACGGCAUGGACUCCCGCCCGGCCCCGCUGCCUCGCGCUACCCCCUGGCGCUCCCUGCCUUGCCCGCGCGCCCAACUCCGCCUCGACCUGGUGCUCUGUGGCGGGCAGACCUUCCGGUGGUCCGAAACCAGCCCUGGCUACUGGACUGGUGUGUUGGCAGGACGUGUCUGGACCCUGACCCAGUCAGAAGAACAGCUCUGGUACACGCUUCAUGAAGAGGAGAAGGAGGAUGGCAGCAGAGAAGAAGAUGGUCUCUCUGAGCCACCGCUGAAGAAAGGCAGGAAACAGGCACAGCCCGAAGCCAUCCGCGCUGGUACCAGCGAGCGCCCGGGCGGCCAUUUGUCAGGAGAGCUGGCCCGGGGGACGGAUGGGCUGACUCCCUCGCAGAUCCUCCAGGAUUAUUUCCAGCUGCACGUCAACUUGUCUGCGUUGUACCAGGGCUGGUCCUAUGUGGACUCUCACUUCCGAGAAGUGGCCAUCAAGUUCCCAGGGGUGCGGGUGCUGCGACAGGACCCCGUAGAAUGCCUCUUCUCCUUCAUCUGCACCUCCAACAACCAUUUGUCGCGCAUCACCAACAUGAUCCAGCACCUGUGCCAGGUCUUUGGGCGCCGCCUCUGUCAGCUGGACACCAAGACGUACCACGCGUUCCCCUCGCUGCAGGCAAUGGCAGGAGCAGACACAGAAGCCCGGCUGCGGGACCUUGGUUUCGGAUAUCGGGCGAGGUUUGUUAGCGAGAGUGCCCGCGCUGUUCUGAAGACGCUUGGGGGUGCUGCCGGCUUGCAGCAGUUGAGAGCCGUUCCUUAUGAACAGGCUCGACAUGCCUUGUGUACGCUGCCUGGAGUGGGAGCCAAGGUGGCUGACUGUGUGUGUCUCAUGUCUCUGGACAAGGCGGAGGCCGUGCCGGUGGACACCCAUAUAUGGCAGGUUGCCAAGCGGUACUACGGCCAAGAGCUCGGCAUGGGGGCCCGCAGUGUGACCGAGCGGGUGCACCGAGAGAUCGGGAACUUCUUCCGGAGCCUGUGGGGACCAUAUGCUGGAUGGGCACAAGCGGUUCUUUUUUGCGCCGAUCUACGAAAGUACCAGGAAUCUUCCGAUCCGGAUGCCAAGCACCGCUGUGUCAAAGUUGCCAGGAGCACCCUUCCUACCUUGACAUCGUAACCUCUCCCACAGCCUCCCGUUUUGUGUGCCUGGCUUGGGCAAGUAAGAAAAAACCAUUUCCUCUACAGGGCUGGAGGUGCAUAGAAACAUCCGCACCGAGAACAGGGGCUGCCAGAGAGAGGCAGGCAGGUGUGCUGUGGAGCUCUCCUCUUAGUUAAACUGCUGUUGUCUUUUUCCACCAGGGGUCUCUCGUGGUGGUUGUAAGCUUGAUGUGUAACCGCAAUGUAUUAUAGAAUAGAAUCCU